Molecule: messenger RNA, 2862 nt
Organism: Candidula unifasciata
Lineage: Eukaryota; Metazoa; Mollusca; Gastropoda; Stylommatophora; Geomitridae
Source: the annotation of a GenBank genome assembly
GCCCUGAAACUGGAUGUACCCGUGGACGAAAAACUCUCAGCCAGUGAUGUGAAAAGCAAGCUGUUGACCCACGUCCCAGAGAGUGCAAAGCAGCCUCUAACGGACUUUAUCACUACACUGUACCAAGUGUAUCAAGAUCUUCAUUUUACGUACCUGGAAAUCAACCCAUUAGUGGUCAAAGGAACACAGAUAUAUAUUCUUGACCUUGCUGCCAAAAUUGACCAGUGUGCUGAAUUCUUAUGCAAAGCAAAGUGGGGGAAUGUGGAAUUUCCUCCUCCCUUUGGCAGAGAUGCUUUACCAGAGGAAGCAUAUAUUGCUGAACUGGAUGCCAAGAGUGGAGCAAGUCUCAAGCUCACAGUACUCAACAGAAGAGGUCGUAUAUGGACUAUGGUAGCUGGAGGAGGAGCUUCAGUCAUUUAUGCGGAUACCAUUUGUGACCUUGGUGGAGCGUCUGAACUGGCCAAUUAUGGAGAAUAUUCCGGUGCACCCAGUGAACAGCAAACCUAUGAAUAUGCAAAGACUAUUCUGUCUCUCAUGACAGAGGAACACAAUCCUGACGGCAAAAUACUUAUCAUUGGUGGUGGCAUUGCAAACUUCACCAACGUUGCUGCCACAUUCAAGGGUAUUGUGAGAGCACUAGAAGAGUUCCAGCAGAAACUGGUAGAAGGCAAGGUGACCAUUUAUGUCAGGAGAGCCGGGCCAAAUUACCAGGAGGGCCUCAGAAUUAUGAGAGAGCUGGGAAACCGACUGGGGUUACCAAUUCAUGUCUUUGGUCCAGAGACUCACAUGACUGCAAUCGUCAGCAUGGCUCUGGGUAAGAGAGACAUUCCUACCACACCCAAGGCUGUACCGACCACAGCCAACUUUCUGCUGCCAGCAUCUGCAAACCAGCCAUCUCCUAGUUCCAGUAGACGAGGCUCUCAGGACAAAGUCACCCCCAGCAAAACCUCUCCCACCAGUGCCAGCUCUGCUCAGCAGAACGGUGUGACCCCAAGCUCCAGGGACAUCAAUCUUUUCACUAGAGACACUGAGUGCAUUGUAUGGGGCAUGCAGCAGCGAGCUGUUCAGGGCAUGCUGGACUUUGAUUACGUCUGCUCAAGGACCAAGCCAUCUGUUGUUGCUAUGAUUUACCCAUUCACAGGUGAUCACAAGCAGAAGUUUUAUUGGGGCCACAAGGAGAUACUCAUUCCAGUUUACAAGAAUAUGGAUGACUGCAUGAAAAAGCACCCUACUGCUGAUACUUUGGUCAACUUUGCUUCUUUGAGGUCUGCUUAUGACAGCACCAUUGAAACUCUCAACUAUCCACAGAUUCGUUCCAUCUCUAUCAUUGCUGAGGGCAUUCCAGAGAAUCUGACCCGUCAUCUCAUUAAAGUUGCAAAUGCAAAGGGUGUGACAAUAAUUGGUCCAGCCACAGUGGGUGGUGUGAAGCCUGGCUGUUUCAAGAUUGGCAACACUGGUGGCAUGCUAGACAACAUUCUGGCAUCCAAAUUAUACAGACCUGGCAGUGUGGCCUAUGUGUCCAGAUCAGGUGGUAUGUCCAAUGAGCUGAACAACAUUAUUGCUCUCAAUGCUGAUGGUGUAUAUGAGGGCAUAGCAAUCGGUGGUGACAGGUAUCCUGGCUCAACUUUCAUGGACCACAUACUCAGAUAUCAGGCCAACCCAGAAGUCAAGAUGAUUGUUCUACUUGGAGAAGUUGGUGGUGUGGAAGAGUAUCAGCUCGUGGAUGCUAUGAAAAAUGGAACAGUAAACAAGCCUGUGAUUGCCUGGUGCAUUGGUACUUGUGCCAAGAUGUUCACUUCAGAGGUUCAGUUUGGCCAUGCUGGUUCAUGUGCUAAUGCUGAUACAGAGACUGCUAAUGCUAAAAACGAGGCACUCAGGGCUGCUGGGGCAACAGUGCCAAAGAGCUUUGAUGAGCUGGGAACAACAAUACAUGAUGUUUACUCACAACUUGUGGCAAAUGGAACAAUUGUACCUCGGCCUGAGGUAGCACCACCGACUGUUCCUAUGGACUUCAACUGGGCAAGGGAGCUGGGACUGAUCAGAAAGCCAGCUUCAUUCAUGACCAGCAUCUGUGAUGAGAGAGGACAGGAACUACUGUAUGCUGGUAUCCCCAUUACAGACAUCUUCAAGGAGGACAUGGGCAUAGGGGGUGUCCUCAGUCUGCUGUGGUUUCAGAGAAGGUUGCCGCGGUAUGCAACAAAAUUCAUUGAGAUGUGCUUGAUGGUGACGGCGGAUCAUGGGCCUGCAGUGUCAGGAGCUCACAACACCAUUGUUUGUGCCAGAGCAGGCAAAGAUCUCAUCUCCUCACUAACAUCUGGUUUACUCACCAUUGGCGACAGGUUUGGGGGAGCAUUAGAUGCAGCAGCCAGACAGUUCAGCACCGCAUUUGACAGUGGACAAAUACCUAUGGAGUUUGUCAAUGAAAUGCGCAAGAAGGGAACCCUUAUCAUGGGAAUUGGACACAGAGUCAAAUCACUCAAUAAUCCAGACAUGAGAGUGGUUAUCUUGAAAGAGUAUGCUCAGAAACACUUUCCUGCCACACCACUGCUGAGCUACGCUCUGGAAGUGGAACAGAUAACAACAUCAAAGAAACCCAACUUGAUCCUGAAUGUGGAUGGUGUCAUUGGAGUUGCAUUUGUUGACCUCCUUCGGAACACUGGCUGCUUCACAAGAGAAGAGGCCCAAGAGUUUAUUGAAAUUGGAGCUUUGAAUGCCUUGUUUGUUCUUGGACGCAGCAUGGGAUUUAUAGGCCACUUUUUGGAUCAGAAACGCUUGAAACAGGGUCUGUACCGCCAUCCAUGGGAUGACAUCUCCUACAUAAUGCCAGAGACCAGCACCAUGGCCAACAUAGACUCCAUUUAA